AUGGAGCUUAUGGGUCACGAAGACAGUGAAUUCGAUGAGCAGAUUAUUUUGCAAAAAAUAAGAACUUAUGUUCUGAGAAUAAAGCUUGAUGAUGAAAAACCACUUGAGUUAACUUUUUCUACUCGUGAGUUUUCGGACCAGUGGAGUUACUUCCAGUAUCCUUCAACAUUGCACACUAACAUACUUGGAGAAAUUUUAAAGUUCCAGAAAAAAUGGUUGACAUACAAGAUAGAAAAUAAACACUGGAGUAGUGCAUUUUUAAUGAGACCCGAUGAGCCUUUGAUCUCUAAGAUCAAGAAAUUCUAUCAUGAUGAGUUGCCAUGA
Saccharomycopsis crataegensis is the source of this 324-nucleotide messenger RNA. RefSeq lists its product as uncharacterized. The record is from RefSeq and is a predicted model, not a curated record. Lineage: Eukaryota; Fungi; Ascomycota; Saccharomycetes; Ascoideales; Saccharomycopsidaceae. The coding region runs from base 1 to 324 and encodes 107 amino acids. The transcript has a single exon.